Molecule: messenger RNA, 174 nt
Organism: Zasmidium cellare ATCC 36951
Lineage: Eukaryota; Fungi; Ascomycota; Dothideomycetes; Mycosphaerellales; Mycosphaerellaceae
Exons: 2
Coding region: 1-174 (57 amino acids)
Source: RefSeq, a predicted model, not a curated record
AUGCCCCUCGCAGCCUUCAUCGCCCCCCUCCUGCCCUACGUCGGGUUCAGCAGCACGGGUGUUCUGCCUGCUUCCCUGGCGGCAGCUUACCAAUCCGCCGUCUAUGGGGGCGCCACGCCAGCUAUGCCAGGGACGUUUGCGACGUUGACGAGUUGGGGUAUGACGUUCCUUUGA